Dentiscutata erythropus is the source of this 416-nucleotide messenger RNA. The record is from the annotation of a GenBank genome assembly. NCBI's taxonomy places the organism in Eukaryota, Fungi, Glomeromycota, Glomeromycetes, Diversisporales, Gigasporaceae.
GUUCAAACGGUUAACACGCCUGGUACUAGAGUUGCAGUUAAUGCCACUAUUACAGUAUCUUGGACAUAUAAUGCUCCAACAACUCCAACAAAUUCAUCAGCCACUUUGUAUGCUAUCGACAAUGUAACCAAAAAUUCAGUUAUAAUUACCGAUAAAAUAGAUCCCUCUGCCAAAUCUUACCGAUGGGUGGUCAAUGUCCCACCAGGCACUUAUUACCUUGAUCUUAACGAUGGGACUGGUGAUAAGAACACAGGAGCUUUCGAAGUCUUUGAUGCUACUCCUGGUACUCCUUCUUCUACUCCUCCUAGUCCUUCUGCUCUUUCUACUCCUUCUGGCUCUACUCCAACUUCGGGUACGGGUACAGGUACAGCCAGCACCCCCGGUUCUUCACCUGCCAAACAUAGUGGUGCUGCUCC